This is a messenger RNA of Babjeviella inositovora NRRL Y-12698, 846 nucleotides long. Its product is annotated as DNA-3-methyladenine glycosylase II. The annotation marks the transcript as partial. Gene Ontology annotation, molecular function: DNA-7-methylguanine glycosylase activity; DNA-3-methyladenine glycosylase activity; alkylated DNA binding. Gene Ontology annotation, biological process: base-excision repair, AP site formation; DNA alkylation repair; base-excision repair. Gene Ontology annotation, cellular component: protein-DNA complex; nucleus. The transcript has a single exon. The record is from RefSeq and is a predicted model, not a curated record. Lineage: Eukaryota; Fungi; Ascomycota; Pichiomycetes; Serinales.
CCUGAAACGCUUCCGGCGUUGCCACAAGAGUAUGUCGACCAGCACACGCCUGAGUUCAUUAAGGGCGUAGAAUAUGUCCUUUCCAAGGAUCCAAAUUUGUAUGCCACUGUGGUUCUGAAACCCUUUGACGCAUACUUGAAGACAGUUAGCCACCAGUUCGAUGACGCAGACCAACAGUUGCAGUUCUGGUUUGAAAGCUUGUGCUCGGGCAUCAUUUCCCAACAGGUUAGCGGUGCCGCAGCCAAGUCCAUCAAGCGCAAGUUCCUGUUGUAUUUCUUAAACGGCAAAACGCAUCUUCCGUUGGAAGAGCUGGCGGAGAAGUGGCAGAAAGCGGAUAAGUUACCCUUCCCAGGGCCCCAGGACAUCAUCGACUGUUCGGACGAGGAAUUGAGAACCUGUGGUUUGAGCGGUCAAAAGGUGAAGUACGUCAAUUCGGUGGCUGAGAAUUUCCAAAACAAAGAAUUGAACGCCAAGGUCUUCCAAAGCGAUGAUAUUCCGAUGAUUGUAGAUAAGUUGGUGGCUAUCAAGGGCAUCGGCGUGUGGUCUGCCAAGAUGUUUCUCCUCUUUGCGUUGAAAAAGAUGAACGUGUACACGAUGGAGGACUUGGGGAUUGCAAGAGGUGUCUCUAUCUAUUUCUCGAAUAUCCACCCGGAGUUGCACGAGACGAUCAAGGGAAUUGUCACGUUCGACGGAACAAAGAAGAAAAAGUCCAAGAUUGCUGUGGCCAAGAAUAGAAACUGGCUGGUGAUACAGGAAGAGUACGGUGAUUACUUCUUUGACCAGUUUGAGCCGUACCAGUCGGUUAUAAUGGUCAUCAUGUGGCGCUUAAGUGACACCAUGAUUGAU